AUGUUUCCGAAUAUAAUACGGCAUUAUAGUACAGCUGCAGCAACAUUAAACCAUUAUCAACUCUUAGAUAUCCCCCUCAAUGCAUCUAUCAAAGAUAUAAAAAUGCAAUUCAAGAAACUUUCCAAAAAAUAUCAUCCUGAUUUAAAUCAACAUUUAUCCAAGGAAGAUAAAGAAAUAAAUAAUGCAAAAUUUGUGAAAAUGGUAGAUGCAUAUGAUACUUUAAAAGACGCCAAAAAGAAACGACAAUAUGAUAUGACCCUAAAAUCUCAGGGACUGUUUUAUGGUGGACAACAACUGGCAUAUAGAAGGCUGGGGGAAUUUAAUAAUAAAUAUUAUGGGGAAGCGAAAUAUUAUUCUCGAUCUGGUAGCAGUCAUCAUUAUACUGCACUGGGAUAUAACACCAGAAGACAUCGGGUUUAUUUUAAUGGAAAUCUGGCCGGAGCAUCAUCAUCAUCAUCGGGGGAUACGAAUUUUGAAGGACAACAUCGAGAUUAUGGAAAUCGAUAUUCAGUUCCACAUUUCGAUUAUCAAGAACAUUUGAAUAGAAAUCUUAAAUUUGAACAAUUACAACUUGAAAAACAAUUAGAUCAAGCUAGUAAAGAUAGAAUUUUACUGGAAUUGAAGAAUAGUUCUGCGUCGGAAGAAGUUAAGAUAAAGUAUUUAUCAAGACAUGUGAAUUCUCAACGGAGAGCAAUAUCAGGGGGACAGAAUAAUCAUACUAGCAGUAGUGGAGGGAGUCUGUAUCAACAACAUAUGUAUCAGGCCCAUGAUGAUUCAGGAAGUAUGAUUAGGAAUAUAGUGAUUGCAGGAGGAGCUUUAAGUUCGAUAUAUAUAUUGUUUAAUUUGUUUAGUUAA
This is a messenger RNA of Hemisphaericaspora subhashii, 855 nucleotides long. RefSeq lists its product as uncharacterized. NCBI's taxonomy places the organism in Eukaryota, Fungi, Ascomycota, Pichiomycetes, Serinales, Debaryomycetaceae. Bases 1 to 855 code for a protein of 284 amino acids. The record is from RefSeq and is a predicted model, not a curated record. The transcript has a single exon.